UACUUCCCAUAUUUCUGAGACUAUGAUAUUCCAAACGCAGUGACUCACAUACGUUUAAAAGAAAAUGAACGGCGCCGGUGAAGAUACUACUCCGGCCACCUUCGACCACCAUGAGAUCCAUCAGAAUCCACUGAAUUCCAACCUCCAAAUCCCAAUCCCUGGCCCUAACCCUAACAUUAACAAUUUCUCUCACUCAAAUUCCCACCAGUACCAUCUCAUUUCUCCGCCACAACCGCAGCCGCAAACCAACCGCCGGCCUCGAGGUUUCGCCGUCACCGCCGGAAAUUCCUCCGGAAGCGGCGAUGUAAAAGGGAGGAGAGAGAGGGAAAAAGAAAAGGAGCGAACGAAGCUGCGGGAGCGGCAUCGGCGAGCCAUCACUAGCCGAAUGCUCGCGGGACUCCGGCAGUACGGCAAUUUCCAUCUUCCAGCACGUGCGGACAUGAACGACGUGCUCGCCGCCCUAGCGCGCGAGGCUGGAUGGAUGGUUGAGCCUGACGGCACCACUUAUCGCUCUUCUCCGCCUCCCUCUCAAUUGGGAGGGCUUCCUGUUAGGUCAUCUGAUAGUCCCCUUUCUGCUAGUUCUUUGAAGAAUUGCUCCAUGAAACCAUCAUUAAAUUGUCAGCCAACAGUUCUUGGAAUUGAUGAAAAUUUGUCACCAGCAUCUCUUGAUUCUGUUGUCGUUACAGAGAUGGAAACAAAAAAUGAGAAAAAUACUAGUACCAGCAAUAUUGACUCACCUGAAUCAUUGGAGGCACAUCAGUUAAUACAACACGUUCAAUCAAACUUGUGUGAGAAUGAUUACUCUGGAACCCCACAUGUUCCUGUGUAUAUUAAGCUUUCAAGUGGCAUCAUCAACAGUUACUGCCAGCUUGUUGAUCCUGAAGGCAUUAGACAGGAGCUAAAGCAUAUGAAAUCAUUGAAUGUGGAUGGUGUCGUUGUAGACUGUUGGUGGGGAAUUGUUGAAGGAUGGAGUCCGCAGAAGUAUACGUGGUUGGGAUAUAGGGAAUUAUUCAUGAUCAUCAGAGAAUUUCAGCUGAAAGUUCAGGUUGUGUUGGCAUUUCAUGAGUAUGGAGGAAGUGAUUCUGGUAAUGUAUUCAUCUCACUCCCCCAUUGGGUUCUGGAGAUUGGGAAAGAUAACCAAGACAUAUUCUUCACGGAUCGUGAAGGACGGAGAAAUACUGAGUGUAUAUCAUGGGGUAUUGACAAGGAACGAGUUUUAAGAGGAAGAACUGGUAUAGAGGUUUACUUUGAUCUCAUGAGAAGCUUCCGUUCAGAGUUUGAUGAUAUUUUUGCUGAUGAUCUUAUCACUGCUGUUGAAAUUGGCCUUGGAGCAUCCGGGGAACUAAAGUUUCCUUCUUUCCCAGAAAGGUUGGGAUGGAGAUAUCCUGGUAUUGGUGAGUUUCAGUGUUAUGACAGAUACUUACAACAGAAUUUAAGGAAGGCUGCAAAAUUGCGUGGACACUCCUUUUGGGCAAGGGGCCCUGAUAAUGCAGGGCAUUAUAAUUCAAGGCCACCUGAAACUGGAUUUUUCUGUGAAAAAGGUGACUACGAAAGCUACUUUGGGCGCUUUUUCCUGCACUGGUAUGCACAGAUGUUGAUAGACCAUGCUGACAAUGUAUUAUCGCUGGCAAGUCUUGCAUUUGAGGAAACACAGAUAAUUGUUAAGAUUCCAGCAGUCUAUUGGUGGUACAAGACCCCAAGCCAUGCAGCAGAGCUUACCGCAGGGUACUAUAAUCCCACAAAUCGGGAUGGAUACUCUCCUGUUUUUGAAGUUUUCAAAAAGCAUUCUGUGGCAGUGAAGUAUGUUUGUCCGAGAUCACGUAUUCAUUGUCGGGAAAAUGAUGAGUCAUUUUCUGAUCCUGAAAGUUUGAGUUGGCAGGUAUUAAGUGCAGCUUGGGACUGUGGUUUGACUAUUGCUGGUCAAAACGCUGAUCCGUGUUUUGACAGGGGAGAGCACAUAAAAAUGAUUGAGACUUCAAAGCCAAACAACGAUCCCGACCGGCGCCAUUUUUCAUUUUUUGUGUAUCAGCUACCAUCUCCUUUUGUCCAGAGAACAUAUUGUUACUCAGAGUUGGACAAUUUCAUCAAAAACAUGCAUGGAGAAAAUGGAUGUCAUGAAGAACCUGCUCAAGUCUAGUCUACAGUAUCUUGGAGCUAGAGCACGCUUCUCCUUUGAUGAAACUUGCCUUGAACACAUGCAAGCUAGCAAGCUCUUCUUAGACCAUAAGCUAGAAAGCUGAGAUCUGGUACACUGCUGUGAAAUGUUAAUGUAAAACUAAAGUGAUGUGAAACAUUAUCUUAUUGUUGUUAUUACUACAGUUGACCCAAUUAUUUUAGGCACCUUUUUCAAUGCAUGAUUCAAACAUUUAUAUCUUAUAA
Molecule: messenger RNA, 2379 nt
Organism: Spinacia oleracea (spinach)
Lineage: Eukaryota; Viridiplantae; Streptophyta; Magnoliopsida; Caryophyllales; Amaranthaceae
Product: beta-amylase 8
Exons: 10
Coding region: 65-2137 (690 amino acids)
Biological process (GO): polysaccharide catabolic process
Molecular function (GO): beta-amylase activity
Source: RefSeq, a predicted model, not a curated record